Messenger RNA from Fimicolochytrium jonesii, 1580 nucleotides. RefSeq names its product chaperonin 10-like protein. The record is from RefSeq and is a predicted model, not a curated record. Bases 82 to 1443 code for a protein of 453 amino acids. The transcript has 3 exons. Gene Ontology annotation, molecular function: zinc ion binding; oxidoreductase activity. NCBI's taxonomy places the organism in Eukaryota, Fungi, Chytridiomycota, Chytridiomycetes, Spizellomycetales, Powellomycetaceae.
CCAUCCACAUCGCAUCGGAUCUCAACAUCCACAUCACAUAUCACAAAACCGUUAACAAGGCAUCAGAACAGCAAAAAAAAAAUGGCCUUGAACGCAUUAGCCAACCUCGCCGAAGCCCGUAUGGGCGACCUCCCCACCUCAACCCCCGUCUCCCGCGACGCAAAAACCCGCCCGGGUGCCACCAUGAAAGCGCUCGCCUGGUACGGCAAGCACGACCUGCGCCUCAUCGACGCGCCCGUCCCCGCCAUCUCGCACCCCAAGGACGCCAUCAUCCGCGUCACGGGCACCACGGUGUGCGGCAGCGACUUGCAUCUGCUGCAUGGGGAUAUCAUUCAGUUGGUAAAGGGAGAUAUUUUGGGCCAUGAGUAUAUGGGGAUUGUGGAGGAGGUUGGGAGUGAGGUGAAGGGGAUCAAGGUGGGCGAUACAGUUGUGGCGGCUUUCAAUAUUGGGUGUGGGGAAUGUGAGUACUGCAAGAAGGGAAUCUUCACGGAAUGCGACACGACCAACAACUCCGCGCUCAUGCAAGCCAUGUACGGCCACAAACUCGGCGGCAUCCUGGGCUACGGCCACUUCGGCGGCGGGUUCGCCGGCGGCCAGGCCGAAUACGUCCGCCAACCUUUCGCCGACGUCAACCUCCUCCCCAUCCCCGCCGACGUCCCCGCCGAGAAAGCCCUUUACCUCUCCGACGUCGUCGGUACCGCUUACCACGCCGUCGUCUGCUCCGGGGCCAAGGAGGGCGAGACGGUCGGGAUUUGGGGAUUGGGACCCAUCGGUCUGCAUGUCGCGCAGUGGUUGAGGAAGAAAACCAAAGUCGCGCGUAUCAUCGCCGUCGACAACGUCCCUGAACGCAUGGAGAUCGCCAAGACCUGGGGCGUCGAAUCCAUCAACUUUGACGUCGACACGGACGUCGUUGCCAAGAUCCAGGAGCUUGUACCCGGCGGCCUGGACCGCUCGAUUGAUUGUGCGGCGUUCAGGUAUGCCAAGUCGAUGUUGCAUAAGGUGCAGCGCGCGAUUGGGUUGGAGACGGAUACGCCGGAGAUUGUGAACGAGUGUAUUCGGGCGACGAAGAAGUUUGGCACUGUCGCUUUGAUUGCUGACUAUGCUGCAACAACAAACGGCUUCCUGAUCGGCGCCGUCAUGGAAAAAGGCAUCUCCCUCAUAGGCUGCGGCCAAGCCCCCGUCCAACGCUACUGGAAAGACCUCCUCCGCGACAUCCAAUCCGGCCUCUUCGACCCCACCAAAAUCGUCACGCACCGCUUCCCCUUCGAGCAGAUCGUGGACGUGUACGAUCGCUUCGAUAAGAAGGAGGCGGGGAUCAUCAAGGUGUUUUUGCAGACGAAGUUUUCGCCGCCGCCUACGCCUGGAACGCCUCCCCUGACGGAUGUCAAGAAUGUGAAGUUGAAGGAUGCGGAUUUCAGUGGGCAAACUGAGAAGAAGGUGUGAGCUCUCUCAUCAUCGCGGGUAUCAUUGUCGGUGCCAUAUGAGCUUUAUCAUUUUGGGUUGUCUUUUGGCUGUGUCGUAUAUUCGGUUGUGUGAUCACUUCAUAUUCAAGUGGUCUUCUUCGUGUAAAUAACCCAUUG